ACACCACAGCAGCACAUCCACAUCCAGCAUGAGCAACACAACCAGCAGCAUGAGGAGCAAGAUCAUCUUCUACGAGGAGAGGAACUUCCAGGGUCGCUCCUAUGAGUGCACGAGCGACUGUUCCGACAUGUCCUCCUACCUGAGCAGGUGUCAGUCCUGCCGGGUUGAGAACGGCUGCUUCAUGGUCUAUGAGCGCCCCAACUUCAUGGGUAACCAGGUCUUUAUGAGGAGGGGCGAGUAUUCCGACGCCUUGAGCAUGAUGGGCACCAGAGAGUGCAUCAGGUCCUGCCGCAUGAUUCCCAUGCAUAGAGGCCAGUUCAGAAUGAAGAUCUUUGAGAGGGAGAACUUAAGCGGCCAGUCGCACGAGCUGGUGGAUGAUUGCGACAACAUCAUGGAGCGUUUCCGCAUGAACGAGUGCAUGUCCUGUCAGGUGAUGGAGGGCCACUGGCUGAUGUUCGAGCAGCCCCACUUCCGUAGCAGGAUGAUCUACCUGAGACCCGGCGAGUACCGCAGCUUCAGGGAGAUGGGCGUGAGCAGCACUCGCUUCAUGAGCAUGAGGCGCAUCACAGAUUCAUGCAACUAAAAUAAAACAAAACUAGUAUCCAUUAAAUAA
This is a messenger RNA of Syngnathus typhle (broad-nosed pipefish), 613 nucleotides long. Its product is annotated as gamma-crystallin M3-like. The record is from RefSeq and is a predicted model, not a curated record. Bases 29 to 583 code for a protein of 184 amino acids. Gene Ontology annotation, molecular function: structural constituent of eye lens. Gene Ontology annotation, biological process: visual perception; lens development in camera-type eye. NCBI's taxonomy places the organism in Eukaryota, Metazoa, Chordata, Actinopteri, Syngnathiformes, Syngnathidae. The transcript has 3 exons.